AUGGAUAGGUCGGUUCAGCAGACAGACUUUGAUGCUCUGUCUUACAAAAUGGCGGCGAUCUCAAAGGGAUACCUCCCCAGUGUGCAGCAAACCGCUACCUGUUGCUAUAAAAACUACAAGGAGACACAUUUGGAGUACUGUAACACUCUGAAGAAAUUGAACCGACGUGCCUAUUCAAGGGUUCAUAAUGCGUGUAGAAGCCUAUUACCUGUGAUGAACUACGGGACAUAUCUGCGGACGGAGUCGGUAGAUGUGGAAUUGCACAAGUUCCUGGAGCGGUACGGAGAACGAGCGCAGGUUGUGAACCUGGGUUGUGGUUCUGAUUUGCGUAUGUUGAUGAUUAUGGAUGCUUUUGAGAAUGUUCGAUACGUAGAUAUCGAUUUUCAGGCGUCAGUUAAGUUAAAGAAGGAUGUGUUGAUAAUAAACGAGAGGCUUAAGCAGCAGAUAAAGGUUGGAGACGGGUUUUCCGAGGAUCGAAUUGUCACUGAUCGAUAUGUGUUGGUGCCUGGGGAUCUGAGAAAUGGCGCAGAAAUUUGCAGCCUCCUGAAGGAAUUUACGUCAAGAGAUGUGCCUACAAUUAUCAUCACCGAAUGCGUUCUAUGCUAUCUUAGUGAUGACAGUUCCAAAAAUAUCAUUGACGUGGUAAUCUCCUUCUAUGAACACGGCGAAUGGAUCAGUUACGAUCCGAUUGGCGGCGCAGACAACAAUGAUCGCUUCGGAAUCAUCAUGCAGGCUAACUUGAGAGAGUCAAGACGCCUGGAGAUGCCGACUCUCAUGAUGUAUAAUUCGAAGGAGACGUAUGCAUCUAGAUUCCCAUAUAACUCUAGCAUUAAAACUAUGUGGGAAUACUACGAAAGUGAUAUUUCGUCUAAGGAAAAACAGCGGCUGAAAACACUGCAAUUUCUGGAUGAGUUGGAAGAAUUGGAAAUUUUACUAUCACAUUAUAUAAUACUAAUUACCUCUUGGUAA
Messenger RNA from Eremothecium cymbalariae DBVPG#7215, 969 nucleotides. It is a transcript of the gene PPM1, whose product is annotated as leucine carboxy methyltransferase. The transcript has a single exon. Bases 1 to 969 code for a protein of 322 amino acids. Lineage: Eukaryota; Fungi; Ascomycota; Saccharomycetes; Saccharomycetales; Saccharomycetaceae. The record is from RefSeq and is a predicted model, not a curated record. Gene Ontology annotation, molecular function: protein C-terminal leucine carboxyl O-methyltransferase activity. Gene Ontology annotation, biological process: C-terminal protein methylation.